Molecule: messenger RNA, 2410 nt
Organism: [Torrubiella] hemipterigena
Lineage: Eukaryota; Fungi; Ascomycota; Sordariomycetes; Hypocreales; Clavicipitaceae
Source: the annotation of a GenBank genome assembly
GUGCAGUGUUAUUCCGCAGCAUUGCCAGGGCCGACACACCUUUAUGCUACGCAGUGGGCAUGUGUUAGCAUGCUUUUUUUCUUUUUUUGCCCCAGGCGUCAUUUUACUAGCUGGCUGCCUGUCUCGCGUCUUAGCCAUUAUCGUGAUCCAGUUGGUGAUCCAAUUGGGCGCUCAGUAAGUGCGCACACCAAGCCGUGGCUACGAGACGCGGUUACGACCAAAAGUUGUGGCAAAUAGAACAAAGUCGAUGACGACUCAGGUGGGAAUCUCUGACAGGUGAUAAUGGAACUAGGUGCAAAAUCAAAUCAAGCAGGGAUUUUCCGAGAUGCAGAUAACCUCUGUGCGUCGACCUCCUGUCGCAGAAGAGGCAAACACCGAGAAAGGGGCACGCUCGCACCUAGCGCACCAAUCUCGUGCUGACAGACAAUGGAAAUACCCAGUUAUUAAUAGGGCAAUCUCCCAGAAAUAAAGCCUUGCCCGUUUUCGCUUCAUUGGCCCCAAUACAAUCGGUGGAGCCUGUCGUCGUCAUAAUGCCUGGGAUCACCCACAGCCUUACUCAAAGGAGCGGCAUCUUGGCUGAUACAGGAGUACGUGUGUCCGCUCCAUACCAAGGGGGUUUAUUCGUGCUCCAAACCGCUAUGCGAGUAAGUGCUCCAGCAUGGCCAAAAUGGCCAGACGCUGCUGUUCUGCUUUCUUCCAUUAGCCUGAGUGUGGUUCGCUUGUCCGUCGGUGCAUCUUUUAUAUAUUCGAGAUGUUAGCCAAGGCCAUCUCACUAUGGCGGCCAGCCUUUAAUUCAAAGUGCACCAUUCGCCAGCAGUACUGCCGUCGAUGUCUUGUCGCCAUCACUGCCAUUAUACUAGUGUGCCUGUUUACAUGGAACAGUUUUGCUGAAGUCCCUCUAUACCGCAUCUCGCUAGACAGCAACCCAGGCUUUACGUCAUGGGAAGACGAGCAUCACCAUCAACACUCCGUCUCCAUAAACCACACCCUCCCGAAAAUACACCUCCUCCUCCCAGGCAACAAGGCCAACUACAAAAUCUGCAGAACCCUCACCAGCGCCAUUGUCAACGACUACCCGCCGCCCGUCAUCAUCAACUGGCAGCAAAAUGAGGGCGACGACUCCAUGAACGGUUACGACAUGACGACGGGUAAGAACUGGGGCGUGUUGCAGUACAUGCGAUCUCUGCCCGCCUCUGCCUCCGACGACCUCAUCAUCAUGGCCGACGCCCACGACGUAGUCUUCCAGCUUCCCCCCUCGGUGCUUGUCCACCGCUACAACGUGUUCCGCAGCCAGACCAUGGCCCGCCUCAUCAGACAGCACGGCGCCGAGCAAGUAUCCCAACUCGGCCUCGACCUCAGCAUCGUCAUGGGCGCCGAGAAGUUCUGCUGGCCCUUCGACCACAGACACCCAGCGUGCUACGCGGUCCCGACAUCGCCUCUCCCACACAACGCAUACGGCCCCCGCACUGACACGAGCACGCACACAAACCGCCCGCGAUGGCUCUGCUCCGGCACCAUCAUCGGCCCCGUCAAGGACAUGCUGAAGCUCUACGAGCGCGCACACGCGAUGUGGACGGCGUACGAAACGGGCGGCGGCGACCAAGACUACUUUAGCAAUAUAUAUGGCCGCCAGGAGCUCUCGCGGCAGUACCAGCGCGGAAGCAAGGAGUGGGUGUUUGGCUUUGGCGAGCAGUUCCGCGAAAGCAGCCUGAUCGUCCCGCACAUCGAGACGACGCAUACCGACUAUAAGCUCGGCGUGGACCUGACGAGCACCAUGUUCCAGUCGCUCAACGCAGCCUUGGGCGAUAUGUCGCUGGUGGUGCAUAGCAAUACGGUGGACCUUGCGAAGAAGGAUAAGAAGCAUAAGACGAACCGCAUCUUUGGCAAUGAGUUCCCGUUUCCGCGGGACAUGCUUGAUUUGCCGAUCCCGUAUGGCGCAGGGGAGAGCUCGUGGCGCGAUUUGCAGCUGUUUACAAAUUUUCAUGCGAGGAGUAUCCCUGCAGUGCUGCAUUAUAAUGGCGACAAGUCCAAGAUGGACGAGUGGUGGAAGCGGCAGUGGUGGACGGGCCACGGCAAGCAGAUGCUGAGAGCGCGUGGUCUGGAUAACGGCCUCUGGAUGCAGACGGAUAGAUAUGUAGACGGGGAGGCGGAGAAGAUUCGCUGGGACGACAUGUGCGGCGACUUUGAGGAUAAAGUGUUUGUCAAGCCUGUGCGUGAUCUUGCCUAGGAGUGAUGACAGGCACAAGUAGGAGUUUUCUUUUUUUUGGCGUUGCAUUGUUGCCUUAUUCCCUCUGAAUUGUAUUGUUAAUAUAGCAUAGCAUAGCGUUGCAGCAUCGACAAUUUAUAAUACCAGCAUCUGUUCUUUUUCUUCAUCCAUCAUACUGCCAUCUUUACAACCGUUUUGAUGAUG